AUUUGACCCGGAAGCGGAAGUGUGUAAGACUUUGUUUCCAGGCACACAGCAGCACGCGAGCUUGGCGGGACAGUGUUUCAAUUCUAACUAGGCUGUUGCUUUUUAAAAUUGUGAGCACUGUCUCUUCGAGCUCGCCAUGCCUUCCAGCUUGGGCCCCAGCAGUGUGGCAGCUGCGCUGCAAGAGGCUCUGGAAAAUUCAGCUCGACUGAUUGACCGUCACUUGCAGGAAGACCGCUGUUUUCCUGACCUGUCAGAGUUGCUCAAUGUACCCUCACAUAAUAUGCCCUCUCUGUCCGGUGUGUCUGACAUGGAUUAUCCUCUACAAGGCCCCGGUCUCAUCAGCGUGCCAAAUUUACCAGAGCUGAGUGCCGUCCGCAGGGUGCCUCUGCCUCCGGAGCUGGUGGAGCAGUUUAGCCACAUGCAGUGCAAUUGCAUGAUGGGAGUUUUCCCUGAGAUCAGCAGGGCAUGGCUUACAAUCGAUAAUGAUAUAUUUAUGUGGAACUAUGAGGAUGGAGGCGACGUGGCGUAUUUUGAUGGUCUGAGUGAAACUAUCCUUUCAGUUGGCCUGGUCAAACCAAAAGCAGGGAUUUUUCAGCCUCACAUCCACUUCCUGUUGGUGCUGGCUACACCUGUAGAUGUUGUUAUACUGGGACUGAGCUUCCCUAAGGCUCAGACAGGGUUAAAUGACAGCAUGUCGGGAGCCAUGCAGCUCCUGCCCGACCCACUCUACUCCAUCCCCACGGACAACACCUACAUGCUGGCCAUCACCUCUACAGACCUGGGACGCAUCUUCCUGGCCGGAAAGGAUGGAUGUCUGUACGAAAUCGCCUACCAGGCCGAAGCUGGGUGGUUCAGUCAGCGCUGCAGGAAGAUCAACCACUCCAAGAGCAGCCUGUCUUUCCUUAUUCCAUCUCUGCUGCAGUUCUCCUUCUCUGAAGAUGAUCCAGUUGUUCAGAUAGCUAUUGACAAUUCACGCAACACUCUGUACACAAGAUCAGAGAAAGGUGUGCUGCAGGUUUAUGAUUUGGGAUCUGAUGGCCAGGGAAUGAGCCGAGUGGCAGCCAUGUCUCAGAACGCUAUCGUUUCAGCUGCUGGGAAUAUCGCCAGGACAAUUGAUCGUUCUGUCUUCAAACCCAUCGUCCAGAUUGCCGUUAUUGAUCGUUCUGAGUCGUCGGAUUGCCAGCUCAUGGCUGUAACGCAUGCUGGUGUACGUCUGUACUUCAGCACCACUCCGUUCGCUCCACCCAACGCCAGGCAGAGCGUUUCCCGACCCAGCCUCCUGGCUCUGGUUCACGUUCGGCUGCCUCCGGGAUUCUCAGCCUCCUCCACCCUGCAAAAGCCUUCCAAAGUACACAAGGCUCUUUACAACAAAGGCGUUCUGUUGAUGGCAGCAUCAGAGACGGAGGACAGCGAUAUUCUGUGGUGUAUAAACCACGACUCCUUCCCCUUUAAGAAGCCUCUCAUGGAGGCUCAGAUGACCUCAAAUGUAGACGGUCACUCUUGGGCACUCUGUGCCAUCGAAGAGAUGAAAGUGCCCAAAAUUGUCACUCCAUUAAAUAGGGACUUCAUCCCACUCACUGAUUCUCCAGUGGUGGUUCAGCAGCACAACAUCCCACCUCAGAAAUUUGUUCUCCUCUCUGCCCAGGGAAGUCAUAUAUUCCACAAACUGAGACCAGUGGAUCAAUUGCGCCAUCUGCUGGUCAGCAGCAGUGGUGGGGAGAGUGAGGAAAUUGAGCGAUUCUUCAAGCUCCAUAGGGAGGAGCAGGCCUGUGCCACUGCUCUGAUCCUGGCCUGCUCCACUGCCGCCUGUGACAGAGAAGUUUCUGUGUGGGCCACUCGAGCUUUCUUCAGGUAUGGAGGAGAGGCUCAAAUGCGGUUUCCUUCUGCCCUGAGCGCACCAAGCAACGUCGGACCUCUCUUUGGGUCCCCUGUGCCAGGAUCUCCUAUCCCUGUUGGUAGUCCUCUUCCUAAUCCCAGUUUUCUAGCUACACCAGCUCCAGGUAUGAUGCCUCCUAGUGUGUCUACUCCCUUCAUCCCUUCAACUCCCAUGAGCCCCGGCAGCGCUGCCAUGCCCGCGAUGUCCUCUGGUCCUGAGGUCCUUUUUUCUGGGAAGCACAAUGGCAUUGUUAUCUACUUCUCCCGCAUACUUGGCAACAUCUGGGACGGGAGCCUGGUAUUGGAGCAGCCGAUCAGUAAAGGAAGCCAAACUGUGAUUGUUAUGGAGAGCACUGCAAGUUCAUCUUACCUGGAGGCAGUUCUGAUGGAGCUUCAAGGCCUGAAGGAGUUCAUUGACAAGAACUCGCAGUUUAGCCCCACGUCCUUGGGUGCAGCCAGUUUCAGCUCUCCAGCCAACCUGCAGCAAAGGCUGCUGGGAUUCAUGCGUCCGGACGGCGCCAGCUCUCACCAAGUCCAGCAAGAGCUCCAGAGGAAAUACCACACUGAAGCCCAGGUCUAUGAGAAGACAUCUCUGCAGGGCGUUCAGCAACUGGUGCACCGCUCCUAUCAGACUCUGGCUCUCUGGAAGCUCCUCUGCGACCACCAGUUCAGUCUCAUCAUCUCUGAGCUGCCCAAGGACUUCCAGGAGCAGCUGAAGGCCAUCAGCUUUAAGGACAUUGUGAUCCGCGGGCGUGAACUGACCGGUGCACUCAUCACCGCCCUCAUCAACGUGUACAUCAAAGACAGCGCCUCUGUGGACGCCAUCAGCUCCCUCCUACGAGAUAUCUGUCCUCUUCUGUACAGCAGUGAUGACAGCAUCUGCUCGAAGGCUAAUGAGCUACUGCAGAGCUCGAGGCAGAUCCAGAGCAAGGCGGAGAAGGAGCGUACGCUCAGGGAGUCACUGCGGCUGUACCAACAGAUCAGCAAUCACACGGACCUGCCGCUUGUGUGCUCACAAUAUCGACAAGUGCGUUUCUAUGAGGGUGUUGUGGAGCUGUGCCUUACAGCUUCUGAUAAGAAAGACCCCCAGAAGUUGGGUCCCCACUUCUAUAAGAACGGAGAGCCUGAGGAGGAUGCUGUAGGCCAGCAAGCUUUUCAGGAAAGGCUGUCAUGUUAUAAAUGCAUCACAGACACCAUGCAGGAGCUGGUGAACCACAGCAAAGCAGCUCCGCAGUCCCCCAGUGUGCCUAAGCAGCCAGGGCCUCCGGUUAUGACCUCUGACCCCAACAUGCUCAGCAAUGAGGAUGCUGCUGCCCAUUUUGAGCAAAUGCUUGGCCUAGCUCAAAGGUCGCAAGAUGAGCUGUUCCACAUCGCACUGUACAACUGGCUGAUCCAGGCUGACCUCACUGACAAACUCCUGGAGGUCAACUCUCAGUAUCUCGAAGAUCAUUUAAUGCACAUGAUAAAGCAGGACCAGAGCAAAGUACGCAACAUGGACCUCCUGUGGCGGUACUAUGAGAAGAAUCGCAGCUUUGGCAAAGCGGCUCACGUCCUGGCCAGGCUGGCCGAUAUGCACAGCACAGAGAUCUCUCUACAGCAGAGGCUGGAGUACAUCUCCCGGGCCAUCCUUUCAGCCAAGAGUUCAUCCUGCAUCUCCUCAAUGGGAGCCGACGGAGAGUUCCUGCAUGAACUGGAAGAGAAGAUGGAGGUGGUGCGGAUUCAGGUGCAGAUCCAGGAGACUUUGAGAAGACAAUACUCCCAUCACCCCUCAGUACAGGCAGCGAUAUCUCAGCUGGACUCGGAGUUAAUGGAUAUCACUAAGCUUUAUGGAGAGUUUGCAGACCAUUUCCGGUUGUCUGAGUGCAAGCUGGCUAUCAUUCACUGUGCUGGACACUCAGACCCUAUCCUGGUUCACUCGCUGUGGCAAGAGAUCAUGGAAAAAGAGCUGAAUGACAGUGUGGCUAUGAGUCCAGCAGACCGCAUGCGAGCCCUGAAUCUAAAGCUGAUCUCCCUGGGGAAGCUGUAUGCAGGAACACCACGAUAUUUUCCACUGGACUUCCUGGUCAAGUUUCUGGAGCAGGAAGUGUGUAAGCUGAAGUGGGAUGUGGGCUUUGUCACCUUCACAAUGCAAGAGAUUGGUGUCCAGCUUCCACGUCUGCUGGAAGUAUACGAUCAGCUCUUCAAAGCUCGGGAUCCCUGUUGGCAGCGUCUGAGGAAACCUCUGCACCUAGUGGAGUGCAUCCAUGUGCUCCUGUCGGGUUACGUAGACGACCCAAGCCGAGUGCCCACUUACGACAGACGGAGGUUUACCAACGUGUGCUUGGACAACAUCUGUGGCUAUCUGGUGGAGCUUCAGUCACUGAGCCCCAGUGCUGCCCUGGAGGAAAUCAUACGCAACUUUAAAUCUCUACAGGCCAAACUGGAGAAGCUUCACUGAGGCCAGUUAGGGGUGUCUCUUACAUUACAUCAAAUAUACUUCCCUCACAGCUGUUUCACUCAGAUCUGAGCUUGAGGGUCGCACUAAUGACAUGAGAACACAGUCACAUGGAAGAAAUGCCGAGGAAUAAUAGUUCACACUCACGCCUUUGCAUAUGCAACCUAAAAUAUUUAAAGACUCAGAUCUACACAGUUACCUCUCUCAUAGUACUUGGAAAUGUUCCUGUUGAAGCAUACAGAGAUGAUCAUCUAUUUCUAUUUGGUGCUGUGUUUACUUGAGGGGUCCUUUCUGCCAGGCUUCACAACCGAUUUGGUCAUGUUUAUUAAGGGUUGGACACAGAUAUUUGUAAAAAGAAUUGUAUGUAAUAUUUGUCCAGGACUUGAAGACUACUAAUAGGGAGAAAAAAACAACAACAAAAAAUACAAAUCUAGUUGCUGAAAAACAA
This is a messenger RNA of Pangasianodon hypophthalmus (striped catfish), 4757 nucleotides long. It is a transcript of the gene nup155, whose product is annotated as nucleoporin 155. The transcript is spliced from 35 exons. The record is from RefSeq and is a predicted model, not a curated record. Bases 137 to 4312 code for a protein of 1391 amino acids. Lineage: Eukaryota; Metazoa; Chordata; Actinopteri; Siluriformes; Pangasiidae. Gene Ontology annotation, biological process: protein import into nucleus; transcription-dependent tethering of RNA polymerase II gene DNA at nuclear periphery; RNA export from nucleus. Gene Ontology annotation, cellular component: nuclear pore inner ring; nuclear pore. Gene Ontology annotation, molecular function: structural constituent of nuclear pore.